AUGUCCAGAGACUCAAUCUACUCAAGGGUCCACUUUUCCCAUGCUAGGCAAGUGGAGUUCAUGGAGGACUGGCGAAACUACCAUGUGCCUUUCGACGAUAUCGAUACCGCUCGGCUUAACCAGGCUUCUGUAAACAUCUUCCCUCAGUUUUUGCUAGAGGAGGAAGAAGACGGAGCCAUUCCGCUCAAUCUGGCUGCAUUCAGCUCGAAAGUAAACAAGCUGAAGAACCUUCUACGGCAGCCUAUUUGGACUGAUUUGGGAACUGAACAGCUUCGAGCGGACGCCAAAUCCACACGGCUUCCCGAUGAGACGAUCCUCAAAUCGCUCCACAGCGCAGUAGGUGAAGAAUCGCUCACAAACUUUCUCUCCAAUGGCUACAACAAUGAACAAUCUGUGUUGGCCAAUGAUAACUAUAAUGUCUCGGACAGCUGGCUGAAUGUGACAUCGGAAUACCCUAUCAACCACACGUUUUCUAACAGACUACGCUCUACAAGCGGCAACAGAUCUAGUGAAAUGCAACACUUACACACCCCUCAAUUGGGCCGGAUCCGUCAAGCGUCUCUGGAGAGAUACCAAACUCCCAUUGGGCGUAUUGUGCGGUGA
This is a messenger RNA of Candidozyma auris, 603 nucleotides long. RefSeq names its product Cta6p (gene CTA6). The record is from RefSeq and is a predicted model, not a curated record. Gene Ontology annotation, cellular component: anaphase-promoting complex. The transcript has a single exon. Lineage: Eukaryota; Fungi; Ascomycota; Pichiomycetes; Serinales; Metschnikowiaceae. Gene Ontology annotation, biological process: positive regulation of mitotic metaphase/anaphase transition. Bases 1 to 603 code for a protein of 200 amino acids.